UCCGCAGGCCUGGAACUCCGCGCGGGUCGCCUGGAGACGACGCCUCCGCCAAGCCCUGCUCGAGGCCGCCCCCGCGCCCAGGCGCACUUGGCCGCCCGGUGCCCACGGCGCGCUGGGCCUCAGACCAUGCCGGUGUCUGACCAGGCGUUUGUCACGCUGGCUACCAAUGACGUCUACUGCCAGGGGGCCCUGGUGCUGGGGCAAUCAUUGCGGGACCACAGGGCCACCAGGAGGCUGGUGGUGCUGGUCACCCCUCAGGUGUCCAACCUGCUCAGGGUGGUCCUCUCGAGGGUGUUUGAUGAGGUCAUCGAGGUGAACCUGAUAGACAGUGUAGACUACAUCCACCUGGCCUUUCUGAAGAGACCUGAGCUUGGAGUCACCCUCACCAAGCUUCACUGUUGGACACUCACCCAUUAUAGCAAGUGCGUCUUCCUGGAUGCAGAUACCCUGGUGCUGUCCAAUAUCGAUGAGCUCUUCAAUAGGACAGAGUUUUCUGCGGCCCCGGAUCCCGGAUGGCCGGAUUGCUUCAAUAGCGGGGUAUUUGUCUUCCAACCUUCCCUGGAGACGCAUGGCCUCUUGCUGCAGCAUGCCACCGACCACGGCAGCUUUGACGGGGCAGACCAAGGCUUGUUGAACAGUUUCUUCAGUAGCUGGUCCACAGCAGACAUCCAGAAACACUUGCCGUUCAUUUAUAACUUGAGUAGCAACACGGCGUACACCUACAGCCCUGCUUUCAAACAAUUCGGCUCGAGUGCAAAGGUGGUCCACUUUUUGGGGUCCACGAAGCCUUGGAACUACAAGUACAGUCCCCAGACGGGCUCCGUUUUGGAGGAGGGCUCUGGGCCUGUCAACCAGCAUCAGACGUCCUUCCUGAACCUCUGGUGGGGGAUUUACCACCGCAGCAUUCUGCCUCUUUAUGAAAAUAUCCGGCACGAGGACGAACAGACAUCUCCAGGACACACAGCUCAGCUCGGGGGCGCUGGGGUGCCUUGUUCAAGUUCAGCGCCCACUGCUGAGGGGUCGUGUGCGAAUGGUGUGCUCCGCUCCGGGGAGCCCUGUACCAGUUGGGCGGAGGGGCCCCGCCAGCCUUGGCCUGAGAGGACCCUGGUGGUGGUGGAGGAGACCCCCGCUUCGCCUGACGCAUGCCCUGCGGAAGAUGGCCUCCUGAGUGUCUUCAGAGAAAAUGGCAACGUUGCACGUCACGGUAAAGCCAAUGACAGCCGCGUCCUAAUCCCUGGAACCUGGAAAUGCUGCCUCAUAUGGAAACGGGGUCUUUGCAGGCGGGAUUGAGUUAAGGACCUUGAUGUGGGGACGUGGUCCUGGAUUAUCCGGGGGGACACAGUGUCGUCACAAGGGUUCUCCUAAGAGGGAGGCGAAAGGCAGCUUGAUGAGAUGGGAUAGAAGCAGACGUGAGACGGGGAGCAAUGGGAAGAUGCUGAUCUGCUGGCUUUGAAGAUGUACAGGAGCCAAGCGACACAGGUGCCUCUAUGAGCUGGAAAAGGCCAAGAAAUGGGUCAUUGGCUAGAACCUCCAGAAGGAACUCAGCCUUGCCGAGGACACCUGCCCGGUGAGACCCAGCGUGGACUUCUGACCUCCAGAACUGUUAACAUCAUCAGUCUGCAUUGGUUUUUUUUGUUUUGGUUUUUACACUUCUUGAAGGUUGAUUCUUUGCCAGGUGCAGUCCUAAGCACUGCACAGUAUACUGUUCCUGUUAAAAAGCACAAGAGCACUAUUCUUGUGUCCAUUUUUUAAAACUAAAUUUUUUUAGAGUAUAGUUGCUUUACAAUGUUGUGUGAGUUUCUGCUGUACAGCUAAGUGAAUCAACUCUACGUAUACAUGUAUCCCCUCUUUUUGGGAUUUCCUUCCCAUUUAGGUCACCACAGAGCACUGAGUAGAGUUCCCUGUGUCCUACAGUAGGUUCUCAUUAGUUAUCUAUUUUAUACAUAGUAGUAUAUGUAUGUCAAUCCCAAUCUCCCAAUUUAUCCCACCCCGCCUUCCCUCCCCCCACCCCCGGUAACCAUAAGUUUGUUCUCUACAUCUGUGUCUCUGUUUCUGCUUUGCACAUAAGUUCAUCUGUAUCAUUUUUCUAGAUUCCACAUAGAAGCGAUAUUAUACGAUAUUUGAUUUUCUUUUUCUGACUUCCUUCACUUAUUAUGAUCAUCUCUAGGUCCAUCCAUGUAGCUGCAAAUGGCAUUUCAUUCUUUUUUAUGGCUGAGUAAUAUUCCAUUGUGUAUAUGUACCACAUCUUCUUUAUCCAUUCCUCUGUUGAUGGAUAUUUUAGGCUGCUUCCACGUCCUGGCUACUGUAAACAGUGCUGCAGUGAACAUAGGGGUGCAUGCGUCUUUUCUAAUUAUGGUCCUCUCCAGGUUUAUGCCCAGGAGUGGGCUUGCUGGGUCAUACGGUAGCUCUACUGUUAGUUUUUUGAGGAACCUCCAGACUGUUCUCCACAGUGGCUGCACCAGUUGACGUUCCCACCAACAGUGCAGGAGGGCUCCCUUUUCUCCACAUGCUCGCCAGCAUUUAUUGUUUGCACAUUUUUUGAUGAUGGCGUUGUUUUAAGUCACCUAGUUUGUGGUCCUCUGUCACGGCAACCACAGAAAACUAAUAACGUGAAGAACAGAUGUUCAGUCUCCUCCAGACACGAGUGGCGUCCCCAGAUUUUCAGGUUCAAAGGGCAGUGCUUUCAUCCUCCUCCCGGCCACCUGCCAGCAAUGCACCUUUGCGUCCUGAGAGGUUGCAGUUAAACCCCCAGCUUGAAGAGGACGUGGGUAGAGUCAUGUGGACCCAUUUGGUCAUUUCUAGUGAGGCUGGAUCCGCAGAAAUUCUACCCACAGAGACAAAAAAUAAAAGCGCACUUUGUUUGCAAAACAAUAAGGCUAAAUCAGGCUGCUGUUUAUCCAUCCCCGAUUUCUGGGAAAUAGGUGGGAUGAGUGUCUGGCGAUUAAAAAGUUCCCGUUUUAAAUCAUCACAUUCAAAGCCAUUUUAAGUCCCUUCGUUGCUCACAAUUAACAUGAGUUCAUUGCUGGGGAUGGGUUUGGGGCCUGGAUGGAAGGGAAGUUGUCCUUUUAUGGGUAUUUCGAAUAGCUUUGGGAGAGCUGUUUCUUGAUGAUUAUAAACAGUUGAUGGAUACAUUUUAGCAAACGUUUCUGUGGAAGGCACCCUGCACUUUACUAUAAUGUGGAAUCAAUUAUGUCCAGGCAACUUCCAUGCAUUAAUAAUUUUUGAGGGCUUCCCUGGUGGCGCAGUGGUUGAGAAUCUGCCUGCCAAUGCAGGGGACACGGGUUCGAGCCCUGGUCUGGGAAGAUC
Balaenoptera acutorostrata (minke whale) is the source of this 3306-nucleotide messenger RNA. RefSeq names its product glycogenin 2 (gene GYG2). Lineage: Eukaryota; Metazoa; Chordata; Mammalia; Artiodactyla; Balaenopteridae. The record is from RefSeq and is a predicted model, not a curated record. Gene Ontology annotation, molecular function: glycosyltransferase activity. Bases 127 to 1290 code for a protein of 387 amino acids. The transcript is spliced from 8 exons. Gene Ontology annotation, cellular component: cytoplasm.